CUUUCCCUCACUGCCCACCUACCCUUCUGCAGUGGGAGAAUCCAUUGAUUGAGAAGGUACACUGAAGCAGAGCAGAAAGAGAGAGAGAGAGAGAAUCUCUGAUCAAUAGUUGUUGCUAACUGAAUUCCCUUUUAGCAUUCUGCAUUAGUGCCUGAGUUUCUUGUAGUUUUCAUUAUGUGUUUUCUCAUGCUGUUCUGUCAUCUAUCCCCAAAAUAUGAUUGAUAAUUUUAUAAUUUUAUGUAAAAUCCCAUCAUAAUGCCAAAGCACAAGUUUGAUGAAUGCAUUGCCAGUGACAGUAAAGGAGCAGACUCCGAGGACUGCUGUUUGGACAGCUUUCCCAGCAGUAGUGAUGUUGACAAGGAUGAUACAAGUAACAGCAGCCUCAAGUCUGAUGAAUUCAGUUCUGAAGUUCCUACACAUAACUCAAACCCUGUCUUAGAAGAUACCUCUGACAGCGAUGAGCCACCCAAGAAACGAACGAAAAAGAAAAAUGUUUGCUUUGCAAAUGUUACUGUCUAUUAUUUCCCACGAACUCAAGGCUUCACUUGUGUUCCAAGUCAAGGUGGAUCCACUCUGGGAAUGGAUCAAAAACAUAGCCAAAUGAGAAUGUUCUCGAUUCUGGAACAUGCUGAGGAACAGAAGAGAGUGCAUCGAGAGUUGAUAAAUCACCAACGACGUUUGGCAAAGUACCAGUCAUCUACUUCUGAUUCUGAUGACAGCGAAGACAUCAGUGAUGUUUCAGAUUCUGAACUUGAAGCUGACAGUUGCUAUUUUCUGCAACCUGUAUCUAUUCGCCAAAGAAGAGCUCUUUUACGUGCAUCUGGAGUACAAAAGAUUGAUUCCUUUGAAAAGGAAGAAUGUCGCGAUAUACGAUCUUCACGUGAAUUCUGUGGUUGUGAGUGCAAGAUAUAUUGUGAUCCUGAUACUUGCUCUUGUAGUCAGGCAGGCAUAAAGUGCCAAGUAGACCGAUUCUCUUUUCCGUGUGGGUGCAGUCGAGAUGGAUGUGGGAACAUUGCUGGCCGAAUUGAAUUCAACCCACUUCGUGUUCGUACUCACUUCAUUCACACUCUAAUGAGGUUGGAGCUAGAAAAGAAACAGGAGCAACAGCAGUUGGCAGCUAAGGCAGGAGCAAAUAACUUUUCUGUCUCAUCUCUAUCAUCAUGUGAUUCAUGCAGCUCAUUGUCUAAUCCCUCUACUGCAUUUACAUCAUGUGUUCCAUCGCCAUCAUAUCUGUCGAUGACUUCUACCUCUUCCAUUGAGAGCAACAGUUGCAUUGUCAACAGUCCUUUGAAAGAACAGGUUUCUGCAUUUAUGGCCAUAAGCGAAUCAGAGAAAAAGACUUCUAGUGAUAUGUAUGCAUCCCCUUUUAGUCCUCCAGAAAGUUCUUAUUCUGAAAACUCUGAUUAUUCCAGUGAUGACUUAGACUCUGAUUUGGAGACAUCUUUGACCACCUCCACGCUUCCGCGGACUCGACCAUCCUUGACAGAUGGUGUUGCACAAACAAAUGAUUCCAAAUUUUUAAAUCAUUUUACCAGUAAAGAAUGUACUUCUAGUAAUGAUCUCAGCAUAAGAUGCUACUAUCCUACCGAAAGUACAUUUCCUCCAUUGGUUCAACAGGAUAAUCAGUUCUGCAAUGGUACCUCAGUAAAUUCUCUAGAACGGAACAGUUUCAGCAAUGCUCAUUCUAGACCUCCAGAUUUUGAUCCUCAACAUGUAGAACCUCCUCUGAAAGCUGAAUCUCAUGGUUACAAUUCACAACCUCUUUCACCUAAACCAAUAGAAGCAAUAGCAGAGGAAGAACAGUGUUAUACAGAUUUGAGUUCUGUAGUUCCUGGGACCAAGAUGGAUUUGUAUCAUGGAUUACUGAGCUCCAAAGUUCAAGAUGUCACUGCCAUAAAACCAGUUAAUCUGGAAUCAGAAAAAGUUUAUAGUACUUUGGUGGAAAAUUGUCCCCUUUCUAUUGGAAGAGAGUCACAGAAAUGUUCCAUUUCCCAGCGUGUUGAAAAUGAGAGAAGUGACGAACCUGGAGAGAAUUUAGGAGAGAUUAUUAAGAAAACAAUCGUGGAAACAGUCUCAGCAUGAUGGUGACUUGUAUUAGAAUUAAUCUUUUUUAAGUUAAAGGAAUGGCAUUUUCCUACCUUUAUUUAUGUUAAUGUUUUAAAAAGCUUCAUGACUUGAUGUUUCAUGUCAAAUCACAUAGCAGUUUGUCUUCAUUGAAAGUAAUAAGUACCUAGACAACAAGAAUAAAAUUUUGUACCCAAGUCUUAUAAUGUAAAAUCCAAUGUUUGUUGUUUCACAUUUUACUCUUGCUGUCAAGGUACUAUUUGCUACCAUUACUGAACAUAACUGACUAUCUAUGACAAGGUAUCCUGUUUUCCUCCCUUGUAAACACACUUGCAUUUUGCAUCAUCAAAAGUAAUUCAAAUUUUUUUCUUUAUUAAUGGCUAUCAUUCAGCCAACUUUCUGUAUUUUUAUUACUAAAUUUAAUUUAGAAUGUCUUUUUUCAUGUUUCAGUUGAUUUAAUUAUUUUAAAAAUCAGAAAAUGAUUUAUUUGCUUUUUUUUUUUAAAGCCAUACGAAGAUUCGAUUUUUGUUUUAAUUUGAGAAGGUUGUUGCAUACAAUAUGUAUUCUUCUUUUCCCAUUCAUUACCAUUUUAAAUGGAAAAAUAUUUUUUUUUAAAACUCAUCUGCAAUUAAGUUAUCAUGUAUUCAUAUAUUUAUUAUCAUCAUCAUCAAGUAAUUUAUUUUUACAAUGUGAAACAAUUGUACUAUCCCCAUUUUCACUUACAAUUCUCAAGUGUGUAUUUAUUUUAGCGAUUUACACAGUUUGCAGAAUGCAACUAUAUGUAUUAAAAUACAGGGCAAUGUAUUCAAUAUUGUAUGUAAUAUUAAUUUUUGUUUCAGAUAUUUAGAAUGAACUCAUGAAAACAAAUCUUUUACUUAGAAAGUCAAGCAGUAUGGGAAUAUAUUUAAGAGGAAUUAUUAAUUCUAAAUAUAUAAAUUGAUUUAAAAAAAUCUAUAUAUUUAAUGAUUCAAAAUUACAAAUUACAUUCAUUUUUUUGUAUUUGAAAUAAUAUCUUAUUUGAUGUUACAUAUGGUUUUACUUUGAUUUCCUUAAAGCAAUUUUAACCAAAACUAGAUAAAAAAUUUUUUUCACUAAAUGUUGACAAACUAGCAACAUUUGAAAUACCAAUUCUGCUCUUUUGAUGAAGUGUGUAUUAAAACUACCCAAUUCUUUCAAUUCUGUUGAUUAAUAUCAAGCUUUAUUUAAAAUCUUUCUCGCUGUAUACAGCUCAAAACUGUUCAUAUAUAUAAAGGCUAUCAAAUACAGUUAAUUUCUUUUGGAUCUUAUUGUUUAAUCUAAAGUAAACUAUUUUUGUUGGAUUUGUUUGGAAACCAAUCCUACAAAUUAUGAUCUAUAUCACUUUCUAUAAUUUAAUUUUGGUAGAGAUAAAUAAGGACAAAGUUUUGAAUAAAGUGAUAUUCAAGUACUUUUUAUAUAGUGAUGAUUUGAUAGAUAUUUCUUUUCUUUCUAGAUUUUUUACAAAUUUGAAUUUUAUUCAUGCAGCCAUUGUGAUAUUUUAAACAUAUUUUCUAAGAAUUGGUUUUAAUUGUUUCAAAGAUUUCUAACUUGUUUCUUAUUUAUUCAUUUUCAUACUAAGAAGCACCCCCCCCCUGGCUGUUAAUGUAACUCUAAACAGUUACUUAAAAAAAAAAAAAAUGGUAUGAUUUGGAAACUGUACUGUAAAAUUAAAUGGAAUAUUUCAUAUUGUUUAUUCCUUUGAUUUUAUGAUCAGGCUUUACUAAAUGUUCUUUGAGAAGUAUUUAAUAUAUUUUAAUCAAAUAUUUCUUCAUUUUUACUGUUGAAAGAAAUGGGCUUUUUCAUGGAUUAUUGAACAAUUAUAAAUUAAUGAAAAACCUAAACUAUAAAUAGAAGCUCUAUACGGGUUGAACUGCAGAUUGCUGUAAUUUUUAGUGAAAACAUAUGUGGAAGAUUUUUAAAACUUGUAUUUAUGCAAUGAUUAUCUAGACAUGUGUUCAGGUUAAACUAUAUAAUAGCAAUUUUUAAAAAAUUAUUAUUUCUCGAAGUAGGCAAGUAAUAUUGAUAAAGAGAGAAAUUGUGGUUUCUUGUAUAUUAACCCCUCUAUCAAAAAUUCUUUAUAAAUGAAAAAUAUUUCUAAGAAGUUUUUGUACAAUCAAUGUACAACUUCUAAGAGCAUGGUUUAGUAAACUUAUGUGUAACUCAGGGUUCUAAUUAUCAAGGAAAUAAAGAUAUUUACAAUCUGCUUCAUAAAUUAAUUUCACUUACUGGUUAAUAAAUAUUGUACUUUAAAAAAUAGCUUUAUUUGCUCCGUGACGUCUUAAUUCUGUGUCAUUUGUUGACGACAACUUUUGUUAUGUAUUAUCAGAAUAAAUAAGGUUAUUGCACAUGAAUUUAACAUUCUAUUAUUUACUGGUUUUUGAAUAUAAUUUCUUUGAUCUGCUAUUGAUAGCUUUUAACAUGCUCAUAGUUGUUUGUAAAUCAUGGACCAUUUUAUUAUAUUAAAUUUAUUAAGAAUUGGUGUGAAAAUAAUUGAAAAUUAAACAAUGUAUUUUUUUGUCUCUAUAUAUUUGAUAUUGAAUUAAGUUUUAUAUAUUUUGAUAUAAUUUUUAUUUGAGAAAUUAUAUGUUUUUAUUAUUUUUAAGUCUUUUCUAUAU
Molecule: messenger RNA, 4697 nt
Organism: Argiope bruennichi
Lineage: Eukaryota; Metazoa; Arthropoda; Arachnida; Araneae; Araneidae
Gene: Axud1
Product: cysteine/serine-rich nuclear protein 3-like
Exons: 3
Coding region: 256-2082 (608 amino acids)
Biological process (GO): regulation of transcription by RNA polymerase II
Cellular component (GO): nucleus
Molecular function (GO): sequence-specific DNA binding; DNA-binding transcription factor activity, RNA polymerase II-specific
Source: RefSeq, a predicted model, not a curated record